This is a messenger RNA of Cyphellophora attinorum, 1074 nucleotides long. RefSeq lists its product as uncharacterized. Gene Ontology annotation, molecular function: DNA-binding transcription activator activity, RNA polymerase II-specific. Bases 1 to 1074 code for a protein of 357 amino acids. Gene Ontology annotation, biological process: regulation of transcription by RNA polymerase II. The record is from RefSeq and is a predicted model, not a curated record. Lineage: Eukaryota; Fungi; Ascomycota; Eurotiomycetes; Chaetothyriales; Cyphellophoraceae. The transcript has a single exon.
AUGCCAUCAACUCUGCCGGUAAGGAAGGUCUCCGAAUGUCACGACUUCAGUCCGGAGACAAUCCUGCAUCAUUUCUACACAACUACGGCGAUGACGUGCGGUAGUCCGGCCAGUCAGGCUGUCCAUGGGUCUGCUGUUGUCACUGCUGCUGUACAGACUCCUUUCCUGAUGAACGCGUUGCUCGGGCUUGCUGCAGCUCACCUCCGCUACCUUAUGCCACCAGAGCUUGUUGCAUCAAAGAGUCGGUUGAAGGUAGCUGAGUGCUACUAUUGGGCGCAAGCAUUCGACGGCUUCAGAGCAGAGCUUUCCGGUUCUGACAAAUCAUGCAGUCUCAUAGCAACGAAACGAAGCAAUGUUACGCGCGAGAAUAUGGAUCAGCUGCUAUCGACGUUGAUGCUGGUCAGUAUGCAUCAAUUUUCCUACCGCGACUACCAGCACACCGAUGGAGAUCCAGCAGGACUCUCCUUCGUAUGGCGAGAUGAUCGGACGGAGAGAGAGGAUGCACUCAAGUGGCUGGGCAUAGAGGCAGGAUUUAAAGGCCUCAUCGGGGCGAUGGCACCCUGGUUGAACGAGAGCUUCUGGCUGCCAAUCAUGCGAAGGGUGGACGUGGAAGACGAGGUCGAUCUGGACGGUUGGUUGUCCGGCGCAGUCCUGCCCAUCAACCCUCUGGAUUCUGUCGAGGUGAGAUUGGCGGAAGUGUGCGGCAUCACGAGUUCAUCAUCCGGCGGAAGCAACGACUACUCCACCAAUGUCGAGACCCUGAUCUGGUGUCGUUCCUUUCGACCUAUUGGUCCCGAGCACUUCAAUCAGAUGAUUGCUUUCGUUGGCCGAACUACGCCCGCAUUUCGUGAGCUGUUGCUGCAGCGCGAGACACCCGCGCUACUCAUACUGGUGCAUUGGCUGCAUCUGAUGCAUGGUAUUGGACAGUGGUGGAUCGUUGAGAGAUGUAGCGCUGAGAUCCGCGCAAUUGUUGCCUUCUUGUGCAAGCGCCAUGUCAGCGGUCGUGAUCGUAGCAAGGUCAUUGACUUGCUACGAGAACCAGCAGCUACGGUAGGAUUAACGAUAAGAGUAUAA